AUGGAAAUCGUAAAAGCCAUCCUUGUGUUGAUCGUGGUGUUGGCAUAUGCUUACUGCGAUGAAGAGCCGUCGCCGACCGCCGACAGGGACUCGUGGAACAUCGACACCGAGAACUGGCAGGAUAAUUUACCAGAAGACAACAACCUUAUCCAGCAGUUUGCGCGCCUGGUAAAAAGAGCAAAAUUUGAUAAAUUCUAUGGCUUAAUGGGGAAGCGUUCUUCUGGCCCAACACAAGCUGGCAUCGUUGGCCGUAAAAGGCAAAAGGGAGAGAUGUUUGUUGGACUUAUGGGACGUCGGUCUUCAAGUGCUGAGUCACCUUCUGAGUGGGAAAAAAUUCAGUACUUUGGAAGAAGGCGCAAAUAAUAGUGUAAAUGCAAAACUCCAGGAACGCCCUCUACUCCAUACCACCAGGAAGGGCAUUUUUUCCCCUUUUGGCUAAAUAGCCAUUAUCUCAGAAUUUGUGCUUAAGUUCCUCGGAAUUUACCAACCAUCAAGGCUGAUGCAAAACCUCCACGUAAACAAAUGUCCUUGUGUAAUUUGUCAGAGUCGUUAGGUAUUUUAAUCUCUUUAUGUCAAUCUUUUCAGUUAAAGUUCACAAAGACACAGGAAUCCAAAUCAAACCAUGAUUAUGACUGUCAGUAAUAUAUAAUGCAUCAGACGUUGCACAGGGUCUGUGUCCAAUAGAAUUGGACAAUGAAUGUUCAUACUAAUGUAUUUUUGAAACUUGCAUUCAUAAAGAUUUGAAGUCAUAACUGUGUGUGCUAGAAAUGAAUCUGAGCUCUGUGGUAUAAAUGCACUAUUAAUUUCAUGGCUUUAAUUCAACUAGAUUUAAAUUUUUAAAAAUGUUAAUGUUAUGGACUCUUACUUAAAAGUCAUUUAUUUAAAACAGAGCUUUGACAGUUCCACAUUUCUCAAUAGCCAGCUGUAGUAGGAAAGAAUGAAAGUUCAAGUAACAUUAAUGUAAAAUAGUUUUUUAACAAUCACUUUUGAAACCCCCUAGACCAAAUAGGUGCAUAUUGUGUACUUAUCACAAUUCAGACAUGCAAGCUUUGGUAUUCAUUCAAUUGGCUAUUAAUUAAACAGCAUACAAAAGAAUGCAUUGAGUCAACAGUUUUAUGAUCUGUGACGUACCAACAUUUUUAAUCGUAGGAACCAUCGACAGCAGUCCACAUUACAAACAAAAACAUUUAUUUUCUGUGUCUGAUUUAAAUUGAUGAUUCAUUAUGUGUCUGUUCUAUUGGAUCAA
Molecule: messenger RNA, 1246 nt
Organism: Mobula hypostoma (lesser devil ray)
Lineage: Eukaryota; Metazoa; Chordata; Chondrichthyes; Myliobatiformes; Myliobatidae
Product: protachykinin-1
Exons: 5
Coding region: 1-363 (120 amino acids)
Biological process (GO): tachykinin receptor signaling pathway
Source: RefSeq, a predicted model, not a curated record